AUGGAAUCUAAGAUUGAAAGAAGUAAUCUAUUUAAAGAUGAAAGAAUGCUUAGAAGAUUGAAAAUAGAAACGAUAAGAUGGAUGAACGAUAUGUUUAGAUUUGGAGGAACGGUAUGCAAAGAUUGUGAAGAAGAAGAUAUCAAUGAAGUUGAUGAUCGGGUAAAAAGAUUACAGAAAAUUUUUAAAGAUAUUGGAACAAUGAUAACUGAAGAAGAAUUGUUAAGAUUAACUAUCGGAAAAAGAAUUGAAGAAAAAUUAGAUAAGUUGUUGAAGGAACAAGCGGGAAUAAUAGAUAGUGAAGAAAGUGGUGAAAAGAGUGAUAACGAAGAAUCAGAAGAAGAUAAUACAGAUGAUUCAGAAAAAACUGGAGAAAUAUUAAGUCCAGAUGAAAUAUGGGAUGAAAAUAUUGAAAAUUUUAAUGAAGAAGAAAAUUUAUCGAUUAGUAAAGAUGAAGAAAUGUCGAAUGAGGAAUCUGAUGAAUCUAAUGAUGUUGAAGAAACAGAAACAACAAAGAUAUUUGAAGAAAUAAUUAGAAUGGAUUUGAAAAGAAUGGGAUAUGAUGUAGAAAUAACGGAAAUUGAAAGAAUAAGAAAAUUUGGAGUAACUGCGAAGAUAAUAACAACAUAUGAAUUUAUGAAGAAAUAUUUAACAAUAUGGAAUCUUGAAGAUAAAGAAUUAGAUGAACAAAUAUUACAAUGGAGAGUUGAAAACACAAAAGAAUGCGAAAGAUGUGAAAUUGAAAGAUUAAAGAAAGAAUUUAAAAUCGGAAAAGAAACUUGCAUAGAAUGUGAAAAAGAUAUUGAGAAAGAAAAUCCAACAGAUGAUGAAGAUGAAAUGGAAGAGAAUAUAAAAGGACCCGAAAUUGGCUCGACACCACCAAUAAAACUGAAGAUAACAAUGGCAGUAACAAGAGAUGAAUUCAGAGCAUUAAUGAAUACUAUGUAUAAUUAUGAUAUUGGGGUGGAUUGGAACAAUUUAGUAUUACCACCAGUAAUAUCGACAGGAUUACUAGGAGAAGUUCAAGCGAAUAUUAAUGCAAUAGGAAAUUUACAAGAAAAAAUUAAAGAAAUGGAACGGAUGAUAGAGGAAUACCAAGUGGCACGACAGCACCAAAUUAUGUACCUGAACGAACUGAACAGAAUUAGGGACCAAGAAAAUGGAGAGAAGCAGGAGGGCCAACAAAACCCGGAGGCAAAUAUAACUUUGAGAUACAAAGAUGAAUUUCACGAAUCAAAGAUGGAUACAGAAUGGAAAUUCAGAAAAAAAGUAGUGGAACAAAUAAAUAGAAGAAUGUUAGAAUAUGAUGAAGAUACAGAUAUAAUAAUCUUAGACAAAUCACCAUAUUGCGAAUAUUAUUACCAAAAGACGAAAAGUUUUGACAGAGGAUUAAUUACUUCACAUGGAAAUCAUGAGAUGGAAAAAGAAAUAUUCAGAUUGAAAGAAACAAUAGAUAAAUCAAUAGUGAUAUUUUUAGAAAAAGAUGGCGAUGUAUGUUGGAAAAAUUACAUUGGAAGAGAAACAGAGAAAACGGAAAAAUCAUCAUACCCAACAUUAAGGAAGGAGGAAUAUUUGGACAUGGUUAAAAUGUUUGAAGAAAAUCAGAGCGUGUACAAAGAUACCAAAAGAUACAGUCGAGUAAAAGUUAAAAAUGACAAUAGUAGUUGGAGAAAAGUAUUUAAAGAGGUGGAAAAAUGGAGAAUGGUUAAAGAAAUUUUAUGA
Rhizophagus irregularis DAOM 181602=DAOM 197198 is the source of this 1719-nucleotide messenger RNA. Lineage: Eukaryota; Fungi; Glomeromycota; Glomeromycetes; Glomerales; Glomeraceae. The record is from RefSeq and is a predicted model, not a curated record.